CUCUGCAGUUACACACCUGGAUAGUUUCACUAAAAAGGGGUAACAUGCCGCCGCGCAAGUUAGUGACGACUGCGACCGCGGCGCAGCUGGACGAAGUCGGUGACUUGUUUGAUGAGCUCAUGGACAAGGACAGCGGGUGCGUCACCGCAAAGGAGAUGGCUGCGAUCUUACCGUACACGGCUGGAGCGGCCACGGCAGACGUUCAAGCCAUGAUCGACGACAUGGUGGCGAGAAAGUCGUCGUUGGGGAAAAAACAAUUUGUUCGACUCGUAUCCAAACGCAUGUACGGCGGGGCGUGGAACGCCUACAUGGAAGCCCUGGAGAAUGCGCCGCUCGCCCACGUGAUCGUGUCGAUGAAACGUCGCAAGCACUUGGUCCAUUUUGCCAACUUUUACCUCGCCAAGGGCGUGGCGGGGGCCGAGCUUGUCGUGCCUGCGGAUACGGACAUCCACCAAAACGUGUCCAAGCCAACCUUGGAUAUACGGCGAGCAAGACAAAUCCAGCAGUGCCACCGUCAUCACGCACCAAUACUACCCCAGAAACGACCUGGCAACGAUGCGAUUGGAGUGGAAAAGUUGCGUCCCACGAAGGAACAGCUUCACAACCAGUGGAUCUGGAGCCAACGGAAGGCCUCGUUAGUCCAAGCGUGCCGAACGUUUAAGACGGGAUACCAGCACGUAUAUGCCGUUGUAUUCAACGGCUCAACUCGAACCCUCGAGAGACAUUGCGUCUUUCUCACAAAACCAUACCUACGGCUUUUCAGCGGCCGAUACUUUUGUCUUGCGAUCGCCCCCGAUCAAGACCAUCAAGUCAUUGCGUCGUCGACCGGCCUCUUAGGCAAAGCUUCGCUGGAUCGAACGCAGUCUUGCCACGGUUUGUCCCCCGAUAAGUUGCUGGCCGCGUUUUUCUUAUCCCCCGGCCGACAUGCCAAACCCUCCCGGGUGGCUACCGCUGCGGUACCCACCACGACGUCCGCUUCGUUUUUAGUCGCCGCGGGGCUACCCCCCACCGCCGCCGAUCACCCCCUUUGGGUCGAACCCAUUCACAUGUUUCGCGGCCUCCGCGUGGAGCGAGUGUCGUGCAACUUUGGAAACGUCAUGUACACCGCGGGGGGACGAUUAUAUGCAUGGGGCUGUGCGGAAAUCACAAGUCCCCCCUGUCGCCCCCUUGUAUUAGACCAUUCCAACUCAAUCAAUUGUCAAGACAUUGAGGCAGCUGUCAUCCGACGUCAGCAUCCUUGCAUUGCCCCAACUCUGGACGAAGUGCAUCGCAUCGAUGCAAGUGCAUACAGCGUUGCCCCUCGGGAGUUUCACAAGGCCAUGCACGAGUAUUCCAUGUGGCUGAGCCGCCAACGAAUCGAACCACACAGCAACAACAACAGCAGUAUCAACCAUGAACAAGACCCCUCCACGCUGGCAUGCACGCGAUGGCAACACGCAAAGGUUCAAAUGGGUCCACAUGCAAUUGCGCCAACACUUACAGACAUGCACAGUGUCAUAUGUGGAGGCGAAGAGUUCUACGUUGCCUUGUCCAAAGAAGGGACUGUAUUUACAUGGGGCGAUGGCACAUUUGGACGACUGGGACGUACAGGGCAACCUGCAUCAUCGACGAUCCCCCAUCAAGUGAUUGGGUUCGAGCACCCCAUUCGCGUUGUGGCCUGCGGGGCUAGGCAUGUCAUUUGCACCGACGGCCACGGGCUCGUGUAUAGUUGGGGGGGCAACCUCCACGGACAACUGGGCACCGGUCUUACAGAUGACGUGUAUCAACCCGCAGUCAUUGCGUUCUUGCGGGAAAAAGUGGUCGUGGAUGUGGUUGCUGGCGACGACCAUACUAUGGCACUUAGCAAUGUGGGUGACGUGUAUACCUUUGGCAACAACUGGUGCGGCCAGCUAGGCCAAGGCAAGCGCGACACACUAUGGUCCCCCGUACCCGCCCCAGUCGAAUUUCCCGAAGCUUUGUCCGAUCCAAUCUACAUGAUUCGGAGCAUUGGCACUACUUGUGCGGCCGUGUCCGUGACAGGUACCACCUAUCUAUAUGAAUAAUAUCCUUCUGCUUGGACAAAACGCUGUAUUUUUUCCAGUGUUGAUAUCAAUAUAUAUAUAUAUAUAUAUUCAGGAACAGUGUUUGUGUGGGGGUCGUGUGCCGUGGACUUGUGUGGGUUGGUCAGUCGGUACUCGCCGCAAGUCGUCAAGUUCGAAGCAUUGCGUUGUGUUAACUCGCACACAAAAGUGGUGGACGCCAGCCACAUCGUCACGUCGAUGGCGCUCUCGGCGGGCUGUGUCGUGCUGGGUAUUUCCACUACUGGCAUGUACGACCAGUUUUACGCCGACAACAAUACCCAUUCCCCCAGCACCAACAGCGACGAGACCAACGAUGCUCCUGACAACAACAACGGCGGUGUAGCGCCAAUGUAACUUGACCUCUAACGAAAUAUUUCGCAUGUCAUUCAUC
Molecule: messenger RNA, 2451 nt
Organism: Aphanomyces astaci
Lineage: Eukaryota; Oomycota; Saprolegniomycetes; Saprolegniales; Verrucalvaceae
Exons: 11
Coding region: 45-2042 (665 amino acids)
Source: RefSeq, a predicted model, not a curated record